Molecule: messenger RNA, 5049 nt
Organism: Phascolarctos cinereus (koala)
Lineage: Eukaryota; Metazoa; Chordata; Mammalia; Diprotodontia; Phascolarctidae
Gene: PTPN3
Product: protein tyrosine phosphatase non-receptor type 3
Biological process (GO): protein dephosphorylation
Cellular component (GO): cytoplasm; cytoplasmic side of plasma membrane; cytoskeleton
Molecular function (GO): cytoskeletal protein binding; protein tyrosine phosphatase activity
Source: RefSeq, a predicted model, not a curated record
GCCCUUUACCUCCUCCUCCUUUCUGCUUGGUUCUGGUUUUUGGCUUAUCUGUUAUAUGUUGUUGAUUGUCACCUGCAUAUAUACUUCUUAGCUGUACCUUUCAUAAAUUCCUGAACUAGAAUUUUAAUCAACUUUAUGGAUCCACAUAAUUCCAGCCCUGGCCAGUCUUAGACUUGGGACCCACCUAUGAUUAAAGUAAUGGGGGAAUUGUACCAUACAGAGAGGAUACAAAACAGCUAUUCAACAAUAGUUAUGAACUCCCGGCUACGUGCUUUGGGUGGGAGAAUAAAUAAUAUACGCGUCUCAGAACUGCCAAAAGAGAAGACACGAUCAGAAAUCAUCUGUAAUCUUCACUUCUUAGAUGGCGUGGUACAGACCUUCAAAGUUAAUAAACAAGAUACUGGUCAAGUUCUAUUGGAUAUGGCUUUUAAUCACUUGGGUAUAACAGAAAAAGAAUAUUUUGGUUUGCAACAUGGUGAAGAUUCAGUGGAUUCUCCUAGAUGGCUUGAAUCUGGUAAACCAAUCAGAAAACAACUCAAAGGACCUUUCCCCUGUACCCUGAAUUUUCGAGUAAGAUUUUUUAUACCUGAUCCCAACACGUUGCAGCAAGAACAGACAAGGCACUUAUACUUCUUGCAACUGAAGAUGGAUAUUUGUGAAGGAAGGUUAACAUGCCCUCUUAAUUCUGCAGUAGUUCUCGCAUCAUAUGCAGUACAAUCUCACUUUGGAGACCAUAACUCUUCACUGCAUCUUUCAGGAUAUCUUUCCGAUAGCCAGUUUAUACCAGAUCAGAGUAAAGACUUUGUAACCAGAGUAGAGUCACUGCAUGAACAGCACAGUGGCCUAAAGCAAUCUGAAGCAGAAUCCUGCUUUAUUAACAUUGCCCGAACGCUAGAAUUCUAUGGAGUGGAAUUGCACAGUGGUAGAGAUCUGCAUAAUUUAGAUCUGACGAUUGGAGUUGCUGCAGCUGGCAUUGCCGUUUACCGCAAACAUAUCUGCACAAGUUUCUAUCCUUGGAUGAACAUCCUAAAAAUCUCCUUCAAAAGAAAAAAGUUUUUUAUACAGCAACACCAAAAGCACAAUGAAGCCAGAGAGCACAUCAUUGCCUUCAAUAUGCUAAAUUAUAGAUCUUGCAAAAACUUAUGGAAAUCCUGCGUGGACCACCAUACAUUUUUUCAGGCAAAGAAAACAAUAUCUCGUGAAAGAAAUAUCCUAGCCCAGUACUGGACAUUAGGUUCUAAAAAUCCCAAAAAGUCUUUAAACAACCAGUACUGCAGGAAGGUGAUAGGUGGGAUGGUAUGGAACCCAACCAAGAGGAGAUCUUUAUCAGUAGAGCAUUUAGAAACCAAAAGUCUUCCUUCUCGAUCUCCUCCAAUUACUCCCAACUGGCGAAGUCCUAGGUUACGUCAUGAAAUUAGAAAACCACGGCAUUCAUCUGCGGAUAACCUUGCAAGUGAAACAACAUACCUUACAGAAACGGAAGAUGUAUUUUAUACCUACAAGGUUUCUCCAUCCUCAAAAGACAGCGAUUCAGAAUUUUCACAGAACCGAAGUCCACAGAGACAGAAUGAAUCGGAAGACAGCCCAAACUCUCAGACCCAGACAUCGUCCAGUACCUUAUCUCAGUUUGUAAAUGCUCCAGGUUGCUGUUCCAUCGAUGGGGUAGAUCAUCAAGUUUUAGACACUUAUACCAGUGUUCGUAAAGGCAGCUUCGCAGAAGAUUCUAAUCAGGACUACUAUGAUAAGAAUGAAGGUGGUGAUGGUUAUCUACUCCUGGUGUGUAUUACUCCAGAUGAAGAUGGAAAAUUUGGGUUUAAUCUUAAGGGUGGUGUUGAUCAGAAAAUGCCUCUUGUGGUAUCAAGAAUCAGCCCAGAGUCACCGGCUGAUAAAUGCAUUCCUAAGCUGAAUGAAGGGGAUCAAAUAGUACUUAUAAAUGGCAGAGACAUCUCAGAGCACACCCACGAUCAAGUGGUGAUGUUUAUCAAAGCCAGCCGGGAGUCGCACACAAGAGAACUGGCACUAUUGAUCAGGAGGAAAGUUGUCCAUUCAUUUGCUGAAGCCAAAUCAGAAGAUGAAAUAAACUGUCAACUUUUCCCGGAGUCCAUUCUCCCUAUGAAUUCAAAGUAUGACACCACCUUGGAAGAAUCUAUAGAGCAACUAAAGGAAGGCCUAGAAAGUGGGACCGUACUUAUGCAGUUCGAGCAACUGUAUAGAAAGAAGCCAGGUUUGCCCAUCACAUUUGCAAAACUGUCUCAAAAUCUGGACAAAAAUCGCUACAAAGAUGUGCUGCCUUAUGAUACCACUCGGGUAUUAUUGCAGGGAAAUGAAGAUUAUAUUAAUGCAAGUUAUGUGAAUAUGGAAAUUCCUUCUACGAAAAUUGUGAACCAAUAUAUUGCCACACAAGGUCCCCUUCCACAUACCUGUGUGCAUUUUUGGCAAGCAGUCUGGGAUCAUAAGUUAUCACUUAUCAUCAUGCUGACCACGCUCACAGAACGAGGACGGACCAAAUGUCAUCAGUACUGGCCCGACCCUCCAGAUGUCAUGGAAUAUGGGAACUUCCGUAUCAAAUGUCAGUCAGAAGUUUGCACCAUUGCCUAUGUUUUUAGAGAAAUGCUGGUCACAAAAAUUGAGACAGGGGAAGAACACACAGUUACUCAUCUCCAGUAUGUCGCUUGGCCUGAUCAUGGGGUUCCAGAGGAUUCAUCAGACUUUUUGGAAUUUGUAACCUAUAUGAGGGCAAUGAGAGUAGAAAAUGAGCCCAUCUUAGUUCACUGCAGUGCUGGAAUAGGUCGAACUGGUGUGUUGGUCACUAUGGAAACAGCCAUGUGUUUAAUUGAAAGAAGCCAGCCUGUUUAUCCAUUGGAUAUUAUCCGAAAAAUGAGAGACCAGCGUGCUAUGAUGGUGCAGACAUCAAGCCAAUACAAGUUUGUGUGUGAAGCUAUCCUUCGUGUCUACCAAGACGGUCUGGUUCAGCCACUAGAUUCUAGCUAACGUGACUGUUCACCAUUUCUCAAGAACAUCAGUCGUGGGAGCAGGACACAUUGGACUGGAAUCAACAAAAUGGAUCCACAGAGGCGAUAAGAAGAGAAUGAGAACCUUUGAACUCUGCACUUUAAAUUUCCGUAGAAAGAAAAAAAAAGCAUUUUGUAUAUAGGAACACGUAGACACGUGUGCAUGCGGUUGUGUGUAAUACCAUUCAUACGCAUAUGUGUGGACGGAAACUUCAGUGGUAUGCUGCUUGCUUCUGUUAUCCAAUGGAGAAGUAAUCAAAAGGAAAGAAAUACUGAAGGGGAGCUCAUGGCCUCUGUCUUACUUGCCUUUAAAAGACUUUCCUGUAGGCAGUCAUAAUAACCCUAGUAGCCAUCAUUUUGCUGAGCAUUCAGAAACUAAGUAGCAUUGGUUAUUUUAGGCUUAUCAAGUAUUUUGUUUAAGAAAAAAAAAAUACUAAAGGCUAAGUGUUUUAGGCUUCUAGAAAGAGUUGGAACAAUUAGAGGAUUAAUUCUCUCUCCCAGCGUUAAAAACUGCAUAUUUGUCAAUGGAUCUGUGAUUUCAUUUGUCUGGGUGCUCCCUCCAUGCUUUCUUACCUUAUUCACUUUUUUUUAUCUGUGUUUAUGUCUUCUUUAGAGGAUCCUGCCCAAUGCACUAAAAACCUUCCUCUAAGUUGUCUUUUUUUUUUUAACAUUUUGUGAAUACCAUUGUACUACGUAGUAUACCAGCUCAUCUGUUAUCUCUCAGCCUCGCUUACAUGAUAGAUGGGCCCACACCCUUUUCCUGUUGUACAUACCCUCAGUGUUCUGUUUCACACCACUUUUUAUACACAAAUCAUCAUUGUGAUAUGCUGCAGCCUUCUUACACUUUACCUUGUGUUUUUCCAUUGCCCUGUGAGUUGUCCACCAUUUUGAUUCCUCUGAUAUCGUGGUGUUCCAAGAUUUGCUGUCAUAAAACAUCACUGGGAAGAGUAUUGAAGGUUAAAAAAAAAAAAGACGGAUUUUUAAUUCAGGGAGUAGAAACCCUUGAAAGAAUGCCAGUAAUACUGGUAAAUAGUGAAUAUUUAUUCACUAAAUAUAAUAGACAUGCAAGGCCUAAUAUAAUACAUAUUCAGCUAAAGAACAAGGCAUGCUAAGUCUAACAUUGUUUAUUUGUUUUUAUGCCUUCAGGUGUUAAAUCAUUCAGAUGUUAAUAUUUUUGAGAAUUGUGUCCCAAGCCUCCCUUCUUGCCUCUCCCUUUCACCUCCUUUUUCUGGCUUGUACUUAAAUAUGGAAACCAGAUAACAUUUUUUCUUUUUUAUUUUAUUUACAAAUUCUAAACUUAGAUUCUGAGAUUUAGUCUUCUCAGUUUCUCGAUUUUAUUUAUUAGUGUUAGAUACAGUUUGUGAAUUGAUACUAUGUCACCUUUUCUCUCUGACUUGUUUACUGUGCAUUCAAAAUCCAGUACUGGAAAAUGUCUACUACUGAAGCUACUCAACGUUUUGCUGCUACUUCAAACUGUUAAACAUGGGGAAAAAACUAUGCUAUUAGUGUGGGGAUGAUACGGUGGAAAUAACUCAGUCUUUGGCCUUUCUGAAAUUUUUUUUUUUAUCCAGUUGACCAUGGGAAACACAAAUAUCCCAAGGGAUGUGCCCUUGUGUACGAGUGCGUGUGUGUGUGUGUGUGUGUGUGUGUGUGUUUUUCGGGGGCAAUUUAAUACAAGUUAUGGAUGAGUUAUAAAAUCCGGGUUUCUGUAUAUAUAUGAAAGACUGUACACUUUCACCCUUAAUACAAUGGUCUCAAUUUCAUUUCAAAAGGGAGGAUCAGACCAUCUGAAUGGUAUAAACACAAUGUUGAUGUUAAUUUAUUUGAGCACAUCUUACUUGUAAUUGUACUAGAGAAUUCUGCCUCUGUUAAUAAUAUUGUUAAAUUUUUUUUUAAAUAUAUGAUAGAAUUAUAACAAAUAUUAUUUAAGGAAAAUAAUCUGAAGAUCUUAAUGUGGUAUACAAUGUAGACAUUUAUAUGCAUUGAAAAAAGGAAGCUAGCCAGUUUCUUAAUGAAUAAAGAUGCUUUCAUAUGAUUA